GAAAACGGGGGUUCCGAGUGCAAAGCAAAGUUUUUUUGUAAACCGUCUGCAAAGGCGGGGGGUGGGGGGCGCAGAAGGCGGCCGAAGCCGGGCGGAGCGCAGUCGCCGCAGACACCGUCUCCGGUGAGCGGGCUCCUUCGCGGGGUCCCGCCCCCCCCCCCCCGCCGCUCUCCGAUGCGCGGCCGCCCGGACGCUCGCCGCCCGCCGCCCGCGCCCCGCCACCCAGCAGAGCCCGCCGUACACAGAGGCGCCUGAGGAACGCGGCGGUUUCCCGGGGCCCCGGCUGCCCGGAUUCCCGGCCUCGGCUCCCCGGGUCUGCGCUCCCGUGCGCCCCGGCUGCCGGGAUCUCCACGCUCGGCCCCGACUCUGCGCCCGGGCCCCGCGGGUCCCCUGCGCCCCGGAUCUCCGCUCUCGGUCCCGGCUCUGCGCCCCGGAUCUCCACGCUCGGCCCCGGACCCCCUGCGCCCCGGACCCCACCCGCCGCCGCCACCAUGGGCUGCUGGGGCCGCAACCGCGGCCGGCUGCUGUGCAUGCUGCUGCUGACCUUCAUGUUCAUGGUGCUGGAGGUGGUGGUGAGCCGCGUGACCGCGUCGCUCGCCAUGCUGUCCGACUCCUUCCACAUGCUGUCGGACGUGCUGGCGCUCGUCGUUGCGCUGGUGGCCGAGCGCUUCGCGCGCCGCACUCACGCCACGCAGAAGAACACGUUCGGCUGGAUCCGCGCCGAGGUGAUGGGCGCGCUGGUGAACGCCAUCUUCCUGACCGGGCUGUGCUUCGCCAUCCUGCUGGAGGCCAUCGAGCGCUUCCUGGAGCCGCACGAGAUGCAGCGGCCGCUGGUGGUGCUGGGCGUGGGCGCGGCGGGGCUGUUGGUGAACGUGCUGGGGCUCUGCCUGUUCCACCACCACAGCGGCGCGGGCCACGGACACGCGCACGGACACGGACACGGACUCCCGGCCAGGGCGGCGCGCGCCAAGGGCGGCCGAGCCGUGGGCGGCGAGGCGGCGGGGGUGGGCGGCCGCGCGCCGGACCAAGAGGAGACCAACACGCUGGUGGCCAACACCAGCAACUCCAAUGGGCUCAAGGUGGACACAGCAGAGCCAGAAAAAUCCAGAAGUGACGAUCCAGUGGAUGUACAAGUGAAUGGGAACCUCAUCCAGGAGCCUGACCAUCUGGAAUCCGAAGAUGAGGAUAGGGCGGGACAGCUGAACAUGCGUGGCGUGUUCCUGCAUGUCCUCGGAGAUGCCUUGGGUUCAGUGAUCGUGGUAGUAAAUGCCUUGGUCUUUUACUUCUCUUGGAAAGGUUGUUCUGAAGAGGACUUUUGUGUGAAUCCGUGUUUUCCUGAUCCCUGCAAAGCCUUUGUAAACAGAAUCAACAGCACUCACGCACCAGUCCACGAGGCAGGUCCGUGCUGGGUGCUCUAUUUAGACCCAACUCUGUGCAUCAUAAUGGUCUGUAUCCUUCUUUACACCACGUACCCAUUGCUUAAGGAAUCUGCUCUUAUUCUUCUGCAAACUGUUCCUAAACAAAUCGAUAUCAGACAUUUGAUACAGGAGCUCCGAAACGUUGAAGGGGUUGGGGAAGUCCAUGAGCUACAUGUCUGGCAGCUCGCUGGGAGCAGAAUCAUUGCCACUGCCCACAUAAAAUGUGAAGAUCCAGCAUCAUACAUGCAGGUGGCCAAGACCAUUAAAGAUGUUUUUCAUAAUCACGGAAUCCACGCUACCACCAUCCAGCCUGAAUUUGCCAGUGUGGGCUCUAAAUCAGGUGUAGUCCCCUGUGAGCUCGCCUGCAGAACUCAGUGCGCCUUGAAACAGUGUUGUGGGGCACGGCCGCAGGCCCGUUCUGGAAAGGACACAGAAAAGACCCCAACAGGUGGCAUUUCUUGUUUAGAGCUCAAUGACAAUGCAGAGAAGAAGCCCAGGAGGACUAACACCGACAGCAGCCUCCCCACUGUGGUCAUAGAUAUUAAAAACGUGCCAAACAAACAGCCCGAAUCAUCUUUGUGAGUCUUGAAAAAGAUGUGAUACCUGACUUUUGCUUUUAAACUGCAAGAGAAAAUAGACUCUAUUGAAAUUCUAAGUUUGCCAAGUAGUGUAAUUGACGUCCUUGUCUGGUUGCACAGUUUAAUUACAUUUUUGUAAGAACGUAAUGGGACUGCAUACAGAGUUCUCUAUUACAGUUUGGGAUUAUUAGUGCAUAGGAGCAGCUAUGCUGUGACACGUUUUGAAAGCCAGUUUCAACACUAUGUUACAUUUUUGUUUAAGUGUAUAAACCUUAUGUGACAUAAUGACAUUUGAUUCCCGGUUUUCCCAUGAUAAGAAUUAGGGGGAUAAAUAAAAUGUUACUGCAGUUUCUCUGCUUUUCUUUGCCCCCCCAUUGUUUAGGUUAUCUGUUAGAAUUAUAAUUGCUAAACCUUGAAAAUCAUCAAGUUGGUUUCCGUUGGUGUCUCAGGUAUAUUUACUUGCCCUUUGAGAUCAUAGCAUAACAUAAUGGCAGCGUAUUUUAAGAAUGACUCUUGGCUGUCAGCAGGAAGUAAGAUUAGUUUCUAGUCUGUUCUCUACUGCUGAGCAUUAAUAAACAGUGAGAUGCCCACAAAAUGAAUGACAGUUUACACAGUGGGGCAUGUAGGGAGCAGGAACAGCAGGCUUAAGUAGAUGAUCAUACAGUAAUAGAUUACAUCUCGUAAAUUAUUUUGAGAAUUUCAGCUGGUUUUAAUCUACCAAAGUUAGUCUAAAACAGGUUCACCAGCACUAUUUUCUUGAAAGACUAGUAUUAAUAUUAAAAGUUUUCAUAGUGUAUAAAUAUUUUUGAGGAUGCUUAGUUUUAGCUUGUUUUUCUUUAGUGCAAGCUAAAUUGUGUCUUAACAACGUUCAUGGUGACCAGUCACAAAUGGGCUUGAACAACUUUUUAAGCACAAUCAGCAAAGCCCGUGCUUGGCAAGAGCUGUUGACUGGGAAGGAAAAAAAAAAAAAUCAGAUGGUUAAUGAAAUUUGGACAUUAAAUUUUUAGAACACAAAAUGAACAAUUAGAAACAAAUUAAAAUUCUUUUAAGUCUUGGGGUCUUGACAUGGCUCAGUCUACCAGUGUGCUUUGUGAGAUGUCACAAGAUCCGCCCAGGAAGUCCUCGGUGUCUGUUCCAUUACAGAUCAAAUCCAACACGAACAUUUGAAGAUAUUUAAGUUAUAUUUUUCUUGAUAGAGAAGGGUUAUGCUUUGUGAAGAAAAUGUAGUUUUCUUGUCUUUAAGAAGAGUGAAUGUUAUUAAUAUCAGUUACAUAUAGCUCUAUUUUUCUAGGAACAAGGUAUUCUGACUACUUCAAUAACUUUUAUAGCUGACUACUUUUGGGAAAGUUACCUUUUGGGAUUUGAAAUAAUUCCUUGCUUAAUAAUCUGAAAGUGUUGGACUACGACAGUUACUUUUUGAAGGGACGAUCUUUCUCUGUAGCUGGAUGUUUUUCCCCUUCUUUAAUAAGCCUGUUGCUGGCAAUGGGCCUAUUUGAAAACAGCUGAAUUUUCUGAUGAGAAAGUUAAUUUUAGGAACAUAGUUUGUAAGUUCCUAUUUACUAUAAUGGGCCAAAACCGUAACUUGCCAAUUUGUAAUACAUCUUGAUUGUUCAAUAAGUCUAAUAUUGUGUGGUGAUUGUGAUUCAGUUCCUUAACUGGUAGUUAUUUUGAAUUUUUCAAAAAGGUUUGGGUUGUUCUUCACAUGCUUUUUCUUUUUCCCUAACAUGGACUGAGAUUGUGGUGGGUGAGAGGGGGCUGCGUUGUGCUGUGUCAAGUGCAUUCCUAACCACACCUUACUCAAGGUUGUAAUGAGAUAACAUCUCAGCAUUGAUACCUGUAGGAUAGCAGGUAAAAAGGUAACACACCCUAUGGGGUUUUCUUUAGAAGUGCAACGUGCUCAGGCUUAUGGCUAAAGGAGCCCCUGAAUUCAGUGUUUUAAAGUGGUUCAUAAGGCGUGGAACAGCUUGUCUUGCUUUAGUUUUUAGAAGUGCUGUGAGGUGGUGGCCUUUAGGCUUUAUGUCACGUCUCAUAAUUUUUAAGUAGCUUCUGUGUAACGAAGUGGGGACUAUAGGCUUGGCUUUUUUUUUCUCAAAGGACUUGGUCAUAGCAAAAUCCAUGGGUGCUGACUCACCUUGGAGUUUUAGAGAAUUAUUUAUUUCUUUACAAUGCACUUUCUAACCCAGUUUUAGCUACAUUAGCAUUAUCUUUAAAGAAGAAGAAGAAGAAAAAAAAAUGCUUGUUAUAGAAUUUGAGUGUCUUUUCCAAAGUAGCUUAUUUUCUUCCUGAAAGAAGUGGGGCGCUACCUUGACUUCUUAGGGACUAGCCCAUUGUUUGCAUGUGUGUCAUAGCAUUGCAUCAGUUCUGAGAGUUGUGGCUCUCUGCUGGCUCUUUCCUAUUUGAGCAAGAUCAGCGUACAUUACGGUUAGAAACUUGUCUUCUCUGAAGUUGGGUAAGGAGGGUGUUGCAUGCUUCUGAAUUAAAAACUAGCAAAUUGUGCAAGCCGCCUGCCGCCUUGGAGUGACAGGGUUCAUUUUCCACCAUCAGCUUUUAGCUCGUACGAUUAAAUUUUUUUCUGGAGGGUAUGGGCUAGAAUAUGAAAAACAAAAUCCUCAAGAAUUUUAACUGUAUUUAUUUUUACACUUUAAAAAGCCAAAAUGCUGAAUAACUUGAUCCUAAGAUGUACGAUCUGAACAGGAAGGUUUUUUCUAUGGAGUGCACUUUGGAAAGUCACCGUAGGAGGCGGUUAACGUGUGUGUCUUCUUAGUGCUCUCUGUUAUUUUGAGUUUUUGAAAGUUUUGAGGGAAAGACCCGUGGAACGUAAUGUAAAGUGUUUGGUGGGUAAACUGGUAUUGAGUAUUUUUACUGUUUUAUAAGCAGAUAUCAUUUGAAUAAUAAAUGUGAUUAACCUGCUGUCUUAAGAUAUUCAUACACAAAUAUGGAGAGUAAUUCUACAUUAUAAAAAUAUUUAUUUUAAUACUGAGUUUCAGUUAAGUGAUAAAACAGUGUUAAAAGUCUUGGGAAGGUGGAAGGGUUUUUUGUUUGUUAUUGUCUUUGUAAUUGAAGCUGUCUUGUGCUUCCCAUCUCUGAAAUGGGAUUCUAACAUAACAGCACUGUAUUGAAAGAGCUCUGCGUAUAUCUGUCUAUCCACAGACAGAUAGAUAGAUGUGGUGAUGCUGUUUUGUUUUACUAACAAGCUCUGGAAUAUUUAGCAGUCAUUUUCACUGGCACAGGAGCCUUUUGUAUUUAAUGAAUUUAAACUUCUAAACCAAAAAUUUUAUGGUUCAGUAUCUGGCAAAAGAUGCUGAGGGGAAUGUAACAUAGAACUAACAUGUGGUUAUGUAUCAAAAGACAAAAAUCACCAUGACAUGGGUCUGCCUUGAAAGAGCACAACAGAGUAUAUCAGUGGUUCCGUGACCUUGGAGGCCCACGACGUGCCAGUUCUGUGUGCUGUCGCCCAUCUUGUGGGCCCAACGCGGCAGUUAUCUCAUUGAGCUACAGCGCUGCAGCAUUUUACCUAACUGUGUGUUUUAUGACUGUGUGUUAUUUUCCAAAGCUGUUCCUACCUCACAACGAGGCUUUAUGGAUUGUUAUGUAUUAUAAAUGUUCUAUAUGAGACAAGACUACUGUGUUUCUUCUCAUUUAUUAAAAGUUAAGUAGAAAAAAUAAACUAAUAUCAAUGUCUACUUUG
This is a messenger RNA of Nannospalax galili (Upper Galilee mountains blind mole rat), 5684 nucleotides long. It is a transcript of the gene Slc30a1, whose product is annotated as solute carrier family 30 member 1. Gene Ontology annotation, molecular function: calcium channel inhibitor activity; zinc ion transmembrane transporter activity. Gene Ontology annotation, cellular component: membrane; Golgi apparatus; endoplasmic reticulum. The transcript has 2 exons. NCBI's taxonomy places the organism in Eukaryota, Metazoa, Chordata, Mammalia, Rodentia, Spalacidae. The record is from RefSeq and is a predicted model, not a curated record. Gene Ontology annotation, biological process: zinc ion transmembrane transport; intracellular zinc ion homeostasis; detoxification of zinc ion. The coding region runs from base 492 to 2000 and encodes 502 amino acids.